Lepisosteus oculatus (spotted gar) is the source of this 1775-nucleotide messenger RNA. NCBI's taxonomy places the organism in Eukaryota, Metazoa, Chordata, Actinopteri, Semionotiformes, Lepisosteidae. The record is from RefSeq and is a predicted model, not a curated record.
UCGAUAACUGGUGCGUUAGCAUACCAGAGGAAGCCAUGAGACAAGCAGGAGGGCAGACCUCAGGAUCCUUUACGGUUGCUGUUGUUGCGUAUAAGAACAUAUCUCAGUUCAGGGACGAGCAGAACAGAACGCUCUUCGAGAACCUCGUCAUCGGGGUGGUCCUGGGGAACUCCACUAUCUCCAAUCUCACAAACACAGUCAACAUCACCUUUUCUCACAAGGCAGGAACAAAGGGGAACAGAACAUGCUCUUUUUGGGUUCCCAUGGAAAACGGCAGAGGUCAGUGGAACACGUCGGGGUGCGUGACGAUCUCAGGCGACAACCAGACUGUGUGUCAGUGCCAGCACCUCACCUUCUUUGCCCUGCUGCUGCAAGUUCCUGGGACAAGCAGUGUGCUGAACCAGGUGGCACUGGUGGCCUUGACCUACAUUUCCCUCAUCGGCUGCGGAGUGUCAGCUGUGUUCUCAGUCCUCAGCAUUACCAUCUACUUUGUCUACAAGCAAGCCCGCAGAGACCAGACGGGCACCAUCCACGUGUGCCUGAGCGCCUCCCUGCUCCUGCUCUACCUGCUGUUCCUGGUGAACGAGAAGCUGGCGUCCCUGGGCAGCGGCGCCCUGUGUGCCCUCGCCGGGGGGGUCAUGCACUACGCCCUGCUCAGCAGCCUCAACUGGAUGGCCAUCGAGACGCUGCACCUCUACCUGCUCGUCGUCCGCGUCUUCAACUCCUACUUCCGCCGCUACGUGCUGAAGCUCUGUCUCUUCGGGUGGGGGUCACCGCUGCUGGUGGUAACCAUCGUCGGCUCCUUGAACCAGUAUGGGCGGCUUGAAGUCAAGACCGCAGGCAAUCAAACCUAUGGACACUUUUGCUGGCUGAAGACGGAGGAGCUGCGAGGGGUUUAUCUGCUAAACCUGGCCUACCUGGCCCUGCUCUUCCUCUGCUCCCUGGCGGUGCUGACUGCGGUCGCACACAGGGUCUGGGCCAUGCGCUGCUCCCAGCCCUCGGGAGGCAGUGGGAGGCAUGGCUGCAGGGACACUUGCACUGUGCUGGGCCUCAGCCUGCUGCUGGGCAGCUCCUGGGGCUUCACCUUCAUGGGCUACGGCCCCGUGGCUCUGCCUGGGCUCAUCUGCUUCUCUGUGGUCAACUCCCUGCAGGGAUUCUUCAUUUUCCUGCUUUUCUCCCUCACAAUCCUAAAGGCGAGAAAAGAAUUGGCUUCCGAGAUGGUCCUAUGCUCCAGCGAACAUCCAGCGACAUCCCAGGACAGAGCAGGCAGGGUGUGAGGGGAGAGAGGGUUCUGGGAACAGAAAAGAACAUAAAGGCACACAAAUGCUGCCUCAUAUUUUACAGCGCUGUACUUCCACCACACUGUGACAUCACACCAAAUUCUGAACUACGGAAAUAGGAAUCAUUUCCUCUUCAGCCUGGGGAAGCAGCAGCACAUAAUCCCGUUUCCCCGGGCGUACCGUCUUUCCUGAAACUUCUCAUUUUGGAAUAAAGAUUCUGAGUUUUUGGAUAACUUUAUCUUGUGUAUUUUUCUGUUUCUGGGUUUCUGUUUUACAUUUGUCCGUUGCUGUAGACGGACUGCUGAUGUGGAAUAUAGUUUAUGUGCAUGUGAUUUGUGUAAAGUAGAGGCAUGUUGAUAAUGACAACCUCUUGCUCAGAAACGUUUGCUUUUUUCUGUGCAGUUCCCUUCCACACUCUUUGGUUUUCCCCUGAAUAUUAUCAUCGUCUUACAUAAAUGCAUUAGAGAUGCUGAUAAACAUUUUUUGCAGCUGUGU